GAGUAGCACCCAGCAGCAGCACCCAUUUUGCUGUGCCCUUGCACAAUCAGGUAGCUGUUAGACUUCUCAGGUUGCAAUGCAGCAGUAACUCCCCCCUUACAGCCCAGAGACCUGGUGCCUCUCUCUCCCUCGCUGGUGACCUCCUUACAGGUGGGAGCUGGAUUCCUGUGCUGCUCUGUGCGCUGCUGGAACAAAUCAGAGUAUCACCUGCAUCGGAAAGGAUGGACACAAAAGUGAAGCUUUGUUUCCUGCUGGCAUUUUUCAGUCAGUGCGAGUCUGCAGCUGCCCAGGACACCAUUGAUUCAGAUUUGCCCCCAGCUCUGCUAAAAGGACUGAAGGAAAUAAUAUCUGGCAAUUAUUUAAAAGGUCUACUGGACAUUUUGCAAUUUCAAGGUUUCUACAGCAAUGUUUGGACACCAGAUCUAAUUCUGGGGAUAAUGAAAUAUCUGGCUGGCUACAAUGAUCUUUCAAUUGGUAGCCUACAGAGCUCAGUUAUAAACUAUCUUGAGAACAUAUCUGAAGACCCCAAGCUUCUGCUGAAUGAAUUAAGGCGUCUUGAUUCUCAGCAGUUUCAGCUCGUAAUGAAAUAUCUGCUUGGAGCCAAAAAGGAAACCUUUGACAUGGCUGAUGUUGUUAUGGAUUUUGAAACAAUCCGGGAGAGGAUAUUCCAGUGUCCAGGAGGCAACAGAACCUUAUUUCUCAUCACCCUUGAAAAAUGUCUUCCAGUCCUGAACUCAGUAGAAUGUGUGGAUCUUGUGAGCCAAGUCAUACGGCUGUAUGGGUCAAUUUAUCUACAAAAAGAUGUGAUAGAAAGCCUUCCAUCUGAAUUGCCGGAGGACCUGUUUAGAAACAUGUCUUCUGUAUUUAGGGAUCUGUAUGAUAAAAUAUCAGCCAGCACAAGGAGAGCUGUCUAUGAAUGGUUGACUCUUCAGAAAACUCAUAUGACAAAUGACAUCAAUGGCUCCGUGUCAUGGGUCACAGCAGAAAAUCUUUGGAUCCUUGGCAGAUAUAUGGUCCAUCUCCCAAUGGAAGAAAUUAGGAAAAUUAAUGUCAAUGAGAUUCGGAUGUUUAUCAGUUAUGAUAAUGCCACCAAGCAACUGGACACCGUGUAUGAUAUAACACCAGACCUUGCCAAAGCUUUGCUGGAGCUAAUAAACGCCUCUGGAUUUGAUAUGAGGAAUAUUUCUACUAUAUACAGGCUGGGACUACUUGUUUGUUUUUACGAUGAUGGUCAAGAUCUUGAUUCAACUGUGGCAAAAGCAUUACUGCACCAGAUGAUAAAGUGCAACCAACUGAGAGGUUUUCACUCAGACGUGCAAAAGUUGAAGUCCCAAUUUCUACAAAUAGCCACAUUAAAUCAGACACUCAACGAAAGCCUUGGCUCCCUUUCGGAUGCUGUGGUUGGAUUAACCCUUCCCCAGCUGGAGUCACUUUCUUCCGAAGCUGUGCAAGCGGCUAUCCUAACGCUUCAACAGGUCUCAGGGUGGACAAAAAGCCAAAUUAUGGUACUGGCUGGAAAAUAUCUUCAUUCAGAAAAGGUGUUAACGUUUUCUAAUAUCAGCCAGUUGGGGGAACUGGUUUCCGGAAUAGGCACACAGUCUUUCCAUGAAAUUAACUCCCGGGAGCUUCUAAUGGCACUGAAAGCCGGACUCACCCAGCAUGCACCAGGCCUAUCACCAGCACAGCAAGAAGGAAUCCUAAGUAAGGUGCUGUCCUCUGGGGAUUUUCAGACAGUUGUGUCAGACAUAAACGGAGUCUUCUUUAAAGAGGUGUCUCUCUCGCAUCUCUUAGCACAAGGAGAUAUGGAUGCUGCAGUUCUGAAGGAUAAAGAGAUGAGGAAAAGUCAGGCUCUGGUUGCUUAUGAAAAGCUUUCUCAUAAGAUGCCGCUGACAGAUCUACUAAGUACAGGGCAGCUGGUGAAAGGACUCACUUGUGAGCAGAUUGACAGCAUGAACAAGCCAAGUUUUCUGAACCAUUACAAGCUCUUAGAGAACAGUCUCUUGCUGCUUUCUCCUUAUCAGAUACACUGUGUGGCGUGGAAAUAUUGGAAGGUUUCUCAGGCAACUAUCCCAGCUUUCCUAUUGGCUGUCCUUCCGUCAGAAUACUUUGUAUCACAAUCCAUUCCUUGUGGGCCUCUUCUAAUUAGUCUUGGAAAGGCAGAUCUCAGCAGUUUGGUGCUAAAGCCAAGCAAAAAGGAAAUGAUAAUUAACAAAGUGGAUCAGUGCCUGAAUGGUUCUCUUACUGAUGUGUAUCAGCUGGACAUGAUCGGAAACCUCAUUUGUCACUUGUCCCCAAAGAUAAUCAGGAGCGGCAUAUCCACAGAUGUCAUUGCAGUGACAAUAAAUCACCUGAAAGCCUGUCGGAAUCUCAGUCACAAUCAAAGUACAGAAAUUAAAAACAGACUUUUAGAGCUUUAUGGACCUCCAUCCAACUGGACUUGUGAACUUGUGCAGGAUAUGGCGCCAUUUUGGAAUCUCCUUUCAAAGGACGAGUUCCUGGAUAUUCUCAAUAAGUUCCAGAAUACAGUAUUGCAGAUGGUAUCGGAGACACCAGGAAUUCCUCUCAGCGAGGGAAUUUUAUCAGUUGUAUUUGAUGCCGUUCGGUUACUCGGUGUAAAUGUCUCAGUAGCCAAUCGUACUGCAGAUUGCGCAGGAAUAAUGGGUCCCUCAGGUGAUGACAUUACGAGGCUAGUGGAAGCCAAUUCCUUUUGGUCCUGUGCAGAGUUGCAGUGCAUUGAUACAGACACCUUCACAAAAACAGUGCACAUUCUUGGGGCAAUAAGAAGCUUUAAUGAGUCUCAGCUCUCAGUAUUGAUGGAAAAGGCCAAAGAGGCCUGGGGGGACCUGCCAUCUUGGAAAGGCUAUCACAUCACUUCGCUUGGGCGCAUUGCUACAGCAUUCAGCGAGCAAGAUAUUCUCGAUCUUGACUUAAGUAACAUAGAUGCGGUGUCAGCUCUUGGCCAGCAAGAAGAAUGGUCUUCUGUACAGGCAAAGGCUAUACUGCAUGGAUUUCUCAAUGAUUCUACAAAGUCACCAAGUGACCUAAAAAGCUACCAUUUGGUGGGGCUAGCCAGGAGUUUGUGUGCAGCUGAUGCAGAGCAAAUAGACCAAAUCCAAACGUCAGAGUUCAGGGCUGUUAUUUCAAGGAUCGGCUCCCUGCCUUGUGAGCUGAGUGUUCUGCAGGCUUUUAAAAAUAAGGCAGAGGUGAUUUAUGGGAAAUCUGAUCGGUGGAGCCCUUUUAUUAUAAAUGAUAUCGGGCUCAUAGCAGCUGGUUUAAGCAAGGAGGAGUUCAUGGCUCUUGAUCCAGGACUAAUGCCCUAUAUCCAGCCUGAAGCAAUAAAAUACAUACCUGAAGACAUAUUUAAGGGGCUGUCACCAGCGCAGAUUGCUCAUCUUGGGCCUGAAAAUGGAGCCAUGGUGACAGAAUCUCAGCGAGCACAUCUUAAUGCCACACAGUUGCACAGCUUGAAUCUGGCUCUCGAUGGCAUCAGAGUAAAAAUCCCAGUGGUGGAAUCUCUACCCACUACAAGCACAACGAGAGACACCUUAUCGCCUGUCUCAGAGAGUACUAUACUAGAAGCUGGAUAUUGCAUCCUUCUAGCUCUUGCCUAUCACUUUUUUAUUUUAUGACUGUGUCAUAUUUGCCCUUUUGAUGCCUUAUCAAUAUAUUCUCAUUUGUUUUACUCUGUACGAAGACAAAUUACAGUCAUCAAUAAUAACUGGUAAAACCCAGUCUACUUUUGGUGUUCAUAAAAAGUAGACACAGUCAACAGAGCAAGUCUCACUGGAAUUCACCCACAGCACCUCCAUUAGCCUAAAGGCUGUCACGUAGUGACCACAUCACACAAAUGGGCUAUACACUUGCACGGACACCUUCCUACUGUUCUCAGGAGAGACAGCGCCUCUUUACUUCCUUUCGGCCCCAGUAGAGAUAUUUGGUCAGGGCCAAUAAUCCUUGAUAUACCAGGAUUUCAGGAUUAAUGGUUUGCCCUGCUCCACAGCUGCCCAAAACGUCUCAGCUGGUCAGGCACUGUAGCACUCACUAGCAACUGGAAUGCUCGGACAAGAUCCCUAAUUAAUCAAGCACAAAACUACAAUGGUUCAACAGUUGAUAUAAUUUAUAAAUUUAUAUAUAUAUUAAUCUACAGAUUUGCUAAUUUAUAAGUAGUGCCCGAGUAUUUAUAAAAUAAAUAUAUACAACGCUGAAACGUUAGGUGACAAAAACUGACAGCACUUUUUAAGCAUGUAUAAACUUAAAAAAUGGAUUUAUUAAAGAAAAAUAGUAAAAAAUGGUAAUUCACCCCUUAGUCUUCUUUUAUUUAAUUGACAGAGAGGUUACAAGAAAUUAAUUGUUAUGUUCACAGCUAUAAGUGCACUCUAUUAUCACUGCUAUUGCCUGGUGCAUUUGCUGCCACACCUUGCAUAUCCCUCCCUGGUGCCCCUGGUGUUUCAGAAAAAUAAAGAUCCAGUUGUUUGACCAGAUAAACCAUUUGCCCUGAUCACCCAUGUUGCAGGCCAGACUAGGCUCACCUGAACAUUUGGACCUUAUUUGGUCAGACUUUGUCAGAGUUGACAUUGUAUGGGGUCAACAAUUAUCACCUUGGAUAAGGAUGUGGAUUGGUUAGCCAUGGCCAAAUGGAUAUUUAAAAAGUUUUGUUUAAAUAUCGAUUAGGAAGGAUAGUUUUGUGAGCAUACAAUGUCUAAUAGGCUUUUGACUAGAUCAUUAAAGGAGAGAUGUCAAGUG
Molecule: messenger RNA, 4743 nt
Organism: Xenopus tropicalis (tropical clawed frog)
Lineage: Eukaryota; Metazoa; Chordata; Amphibia; Anura; Pipidae
Gene: otoa
Product: otoancorin
Exons: 29
Coding region: 222-3629 (1135 amino acids)
Source: RefSeq, a predicted model, not a curated record